AUGCUCACAGCCAAUUCAGCCUCUCCAGACAGCGGCACGGAGUCAGUAACAGUCUGCGCGUUGUUCGCGGCUCUGGAUGGAACUGGGAUGUAUUUUGGAAGAGGCUUCGGGCGUCAGGGACCCACCAGCAUCACCGCCACCGAGCCUGACGCGUCAAGACAAACUUCUUCCAUGGCACUGGUAAUGGAGCCCGUGAGCAAGUGGAGCUCCAGUCAAGUGGUUGACUGGAUGAAAGGUCUGGAUGACUGCCUGCAGCAGUACAUCAAGACCUUCGAAAAGGAGAAAGUAGGGGGGGACCAGCUGCUGCGUAUCACCCACCAGGAGCUGGAAGAUUUGGGGGUGUCCAGAAUUGGCCACCAGGAGCUCAUCUUGGAGGCUGUGGACCUACUCUGUGCUCUGAAUUAUGGUCUGGAGACGGAAAAUCUGAAAACGCUGUCUCAUAAGCUCAGUGCAUCUGCUAAGAACCUGCAAAACUUCAUCACUGGCCGAAGGCGCAGUGGCCAUUAUGACGGCAGAGCCACUUGCAAGUUGCCCAAUGACUUCCUUACCUCUGUGGUUGACCUUAUCGCAGCUGCCAAGAGCCUCCUCGCAUGGCUGGACAGGUGCUCCUUCUUUUUCAGGUCUCCAUUUGCCUCAGUGGCAGAUUAUUCUGUGACCAGAAACAAUGUGAUCCAGCUGUGUCUAGAGCUCACUACAAUUGUGCAACAGGACUGCUCUGUGUAUGAAACAGAAAACAAGAUACUACAUGUGUGUAAGACUCUGUCUGAAGUGUGCGAACAAAUUAUCUCACUGUCCUCGGAUCCCAUGGUGUCCCAGUCUGCACAUCUGGAGGUUGUGCAGCUAGCCAACAUAAAAUCCACUGAAGGCUUGGGCAUGUAUAUCAAAUCAACGUAUGAUGGUUUGCACGUAAUCACUGGAACCACUGAAGGAUCCCUGGCUGACCGCUGUAAGAAAAUCCAUGCAGGAGAUGAAGUCAUUCAGGUCAAUCAUCAGACAGUGGUGGGCUGGCAGCUCAAAAACCUUGUGAACCUGUUGCGAGGGGACCCUGCCGGUGUGACUUUAACUUUAAAGAAGCGCCCACAAAGCACCCUCACAUCAACCCCUGCUCUGCUCAAAAACAUGAGAUGGAAACCAUUAGCUCUGCAGCCAAUCUUCCCUCAGAGCCCCAGCAGCAGUGUCGCUACGCCCACCAGCACUUUAAGCACUCCUUCCAGGAGGAGUAGCUGUGCCCUGCAGGACCUCUAUAUCCCCCCUCCUCCAGCAGAGCCCUACACCCCCAGAGAUGACAAGGGAAACAUGCAGGAUGAAGACCCUCAAUCCGAUCUCCAAGCCGCAGAAGGAUCUGAGUCACCAAACUCCUACCUUGACCAGGAGUGCCGACGCCGGUUUCCCCUGGUGGAGGAGGAUGCUAUACUUUACUGCUACGAGUAUGAUCAGAACCAAGAAACAGCAUCAGUCCGUAGGGGGAGCACUCCUACCUAUGGCAGGCUCAGGCCCAUCUCAAUGCCAGUGGAAUACAACUGGGUGGGAGACAACGAGGACCUGCCGAAGCCGAGGAGAGAGAGCAGGAGAGAGAACUCCCUGAUGCGUUUUGCCAGUGAAGACAAACCCCAUGGGGAGAACUUCCUGCUGGGCCGCAGCCUGAGUCAGAACAGAAGGAAGAUGGAGCGGGGAAGCAGCCCGACCCAUUACACACUAGUACCAGCCCUCCAGAUGCAAGUUUCGCUGUCCACGUCCAGCUCUGACUCUGCAUCCCUAUAUCAUGUGUUUGAGCGUUCCUCGCUGCUGUCAAGGUCUAAAAAGAAGAAUAAAGCUGGAAGCCCCAUGGCUUCCAUCAGUAAGCGGCGGAUCUCCUGCAGGGACCUGGGUCAGGGGGACUGUCAGGGCUGGCUGUGGAAGAAGAAAGAUGCUAAAACCUACUUUUCGCAGAAGUGGAAAAAGUACUGGUUCAUCCUGAAAGAUACCUGCCUGUACUGGUACAUGAACGAAGAGGAUGAGAAAGCGGAGGGGUUUGUCAGCCUGCCGGAAUUCAAAAUUGAUCGCGCUACUGAAUGCAGAAGGAAAUAUGCUUUCAAGGCUUGCCAUCCAAAAAUAAAGACCUUUUACUUCGCUGCGGAAAAUGUAGAUGACAUGUCCCGGUGGCUGAGCCGUCUCAGCAUGGCCGUUGCAGGUUAUGCCGAGCAGGAGAGUAUGCGCCAGGACCAGGAUUACUGGAGUGAGAGUGAUCAUGAGGACAUGGAGAUGCCCCCAAUGCCCAAACAGGACAGUCCACCGCCACCUUACGAUACCUAUCCCAGGGCAUCGUCUGUGAGUCCCUACCUGGAGCCAAAGCGUGGCCACGUUUCCUCCUCUGACACCUUUCAUUCACGUUCCUCUCACGAGGAAUUCCAUUCAGAGCCUCAGGAAAGCAGCAGCAAUAACAGCAUCUCCCCUGGGCAGAAGACGGGCAGCCACCGAAAUUCAUGGCAGGACCAGAGGGAGAGCAACACGAGGAUGCACUACCUCCAGACGUUUCCCGUUGCGGAAUCUCUGCAGUCUGAGGACAGAGACCAGCUGGCCAUGGAGUACCGCAGGCAGUCCACUCUGCCUGCACAGCGCAGCCUGCUGCAAGAACAGUACAGGGCCCUUCCACUGCCCCUCAGGGCCAGUAUUGAUUCAGACGCCGGAGGAAAACCUCGCAGCUUCACACUUCCCCGGGACAGCGGCCUCCACGCCAUCCUGGCUGCCUCUGCCGCCGCAUCGGAUCAGAGGGAACCCCAGCACUACCACCUGGAUCGAGGUGGAGACACUGGCCGUGGACGUGACUGCCGGCUGCAGACAGACUCACUGGUGGACUUGUACCGGGCUCUGGAGCAGACCAAUCUGUCCGCUACUGACCACAGAUCAGCUGGUCGCCUAGAGUACAAGCGGUCCUUUGUCCGCAGAGACCCGCUGCUUAAUGAGAAGCUUCAGCGCUUGCGAAUGCUCCAUAGCUCACUGAAGAAUGUCCCCCUUCAAGACAGAAAUCACUCAAUGGGUUUUUUGGGGUAACCUGUUAAGGAUUACCAAUUCAGAGUCAUCUCUGGCUGUGCCUCAGGCUGCUGGCUUUCCCCCCCGAGGAAGACAAAAAUCACCAAGAACCAUCUUUUCCCCACUCAUCUGUCCAUCUCCUCCCCUAUUACUCCUCCUCUACCUUCACUCAGCGUGCAGGAGCUCAAGGAUUUGGUGUCCCUCUUUACCUCAUCACUCUUUUGUCUCUAAGAUGAGGAAGGGAGAGCAAAAGAUUUAUGGCUUUGUGAAAUUACCAAGAUUUGCAGGGUUUAUGGAAAAUAAGCACUUUGUGUUCACGUCAAACAUUGCCUGGGGGCUUCUACAAUAUCGCUCACAUGCAUGGCCACCUCCACUGAAUUGUUUCCGAACAUUAUGCUGGAAUAGUGUACUUAAUCUGCUCUGAACAGGCAUUUUUUGGGUGUACGCAACAUUUCAUCAUGCAUGUUUGUUUAAUUCAUGGGUAUGUUUAUUCUGAGUGUAAAGGGUGUUAAACAUAUAUACAUAUAUAUUUAAUAUUACAUUCCAACCACAGUGAAUACACAAUGUUUUGGGGUACGUAUUCAAAUUGUACAUCAAGUGCUGUGCCUCAGUGAUAGUGAAUGUACAUUGUACCUUUUUAAGAGAGAUAAGUGAAGAUUUAGAAAGCAAGGCAUUCCUCAAAGCAGAUGCACAAAAAUAUGAUGCUUGGCAAUAAUGAACUAAUGUUGUAAAUUACAAAGGAAUGAUCAGAUUAGUUGUCUAUUUUUGUAUGCAUGCUGUCUACCUGGUUGUUUGUAAGACAGUUUUGUAAUUCUAAGUGCGUUUGGUUCAGAGAAUACUGUUGUUAUCUUCCCCACCCACAUCCACCCACGAGCACACGAGCACCACAAUGUAUUUUUAGUUCUUCUAAUAGAAAUUGACCAGAAUAUAUGAUAAUUUUGUAAGUGUUCACCAUUAAAAGAUGAAUAACUGUAUUUAUUAAAUGUUUAAUGUAAAAGCAUGCUUUGUAAAACUAAAACACACUACCAUGUCAUUUUGAAACUGACUCACUCUGCACACUGUAGCUACAUUACUUUUUUAUUAAAUAAAUUCUUGUUGAAGUGCACACAAGACUUGCU
This is a messenger RNA of Menidia menidia (Atlantic silverside), 4127 nucleotides long. NCBI's taxonomy places the organism in Eukaryota, Metazoa, Chordata, Actinopteri, Atheriniformes, Atherinopsidae. The record is from the annotation of a GenBank genome assembly.